UCUCUCUCUCUCUCUCUCUCUCUCUCUCAUUUCUGAUUUUCUUGGUGCUAUGGCGGAGGAGGAGAAGGAUUCAGAAUUUUUCUUGGAGAACAGCGAUGGUGGAGAAGAUAAUAUUGAUAUAGAAGAUAAUAAGUCUGAGAGUAGUAGCAAUGGCAGCACUGAUGAAGAGGUUGGGGACGGUGACGGAGAUGCCGCCUCCCGUUUCUCUUCUUUCCACUGGCCUCAGAGUUACAGAGAGACAACUGAUUCUUAUUCAAUUGCCGCUUCACCAAAUUUUGGGAUCCUUCGUGGUGCACCAAGUAAUUGGUUUUCAAGUUCUGACAUCCAUAGCAAAAGUAAUUUGGACUUGGAUGGAAAAUCUCCUUUACUACCAGAAUAUGAGAAAAUUCAUCAAGGAGAAGCCUUGGAUAGGAUCACAGGAACACGGUCAUCGUUGUCAGCAAAGACUUCAUUGCAUGAGCAGCUAACUGGAGAACUACCUAUUGGUCAUGGAUGCAGCUUUACUCAAACCGUGUUUAAUGCUGUAAAUGUAAUGGCUGGAAUUGGGCUUCUUUCUACGCCUUAUACCAUGAAAGAAGCUGGCUGGGCAAGUUUGGCAGUGCUAGUUCUUUUUGCAGUUGUAUGCUGUUAUACUGCUUCUCUUAUGAGAUGUUGCUUUGAGAGCAAAGAAGGCAUCAUAACCUAUCCUGAUAUUGGACAAGCUGCCUUUGGAAGAUGGGGCCGUCUCAUCCUAUCUAUCUUUUUGUAUACUGAGUUAUAUUCAUAUUGUGUCGAAUUUGUUAUUUUGGAAGGGGAAAAUCUCAGCAGGCUAUUCCCUGGGACAUCCUUGGAUUGGGCUGGUUUUCAUCUGGAUUCUAUGCACUAUUUUGGAAUUCUCACUGCCCUUAUUGUUCUACCUACAGUUUGGUUGAGAAAUCUUCGUGUGAUCUCAUACCUUUCAGCUGGUGGCGUCCUUGCAACAAUGUUGAUUGUUCUUUCAGUGCUUUUUCUUGGUGCAGCAGAGGGAAUUGGUUUUCAUCACUCUGGCCAAGUAGUGAAUUGGAGUGGUAUUCCAUUUGCAAUUGGUGUGUAUGGGUUUUGUUACUCUGGGCAUUCUGUGUUUCCCAACAUAUACCAAUCAAUGGCUGAUAAAACAAAAUUCACCAAGGCACUGAUAAUAUGCUUUAUUUUGUGCAUUAUAAUAUAUGGGGGUGUUGCAAUUAUGGGAUUUCUCAUGUUUGGUCAAGAAACAUUAUCCCAGAUAACGUUAAAUAUGCCAGCCCAUGCCUUUUCAUCCAAAGUUGCACUUUGGGUAACGGUCAUCAAUCCAAUCACUAAAUAUGCGCUGUUGAUGAACCCUUUGGCGAGGAGUAUUGAGGAGCUGUUGCCAAUUGGAAUUUCAAAUAGUGUCUGGUGCUUCAUCCUUCUGAGAACAGCCCUUGUCUUUUCUUCUGUUUGUGUUGCCUUUCUUCUUCCAUUUUUCGGUCUUGUGAUGGCUCUAAUUGGCUCUCUCCUUAGCAUACUUGUGGCAGUGGUAAUGCCAGCUUUAUGUUUUUUAAAAAUUGCGUGGAAGAAGGCAACAAAAAUGCAGAUUGUUUUGAGUAUUGGUGUUGCUGCAGUGGGUGUCAUCAGUGCAGUCAUGGGAACAUAUUCUUCAGUUUCACAAAUAGCAAAAAAUUACUGAGCUGCAGGAGCUGUUCUGACAGUAAUUUCCUGUCAAUGAUCCCCUCAUGCAAACUACUGUUGCUUAACUUGCUUGGCCUUUGCUCCCCUUUCAGGAGAGAAGAAAUGGAAGCAUUUGUUGAAAGGUAUUUGCAUUUCUCAUUGCGAUUCUAUACUGAAGUUUAAAUGGUUUUCUAUGAACAAGUGGAAGCGCGGAACCUUCUCAAGCCAAUAAAGGAGCUUUUCUCUUCAAUAUCAUUCAAUAUUCAUCCAUCAAAAUUUUUACGAGGCAAUGCAGUCAAUAGAUUGAACUCCCGUUUUAACAUAUAAAUAAUAAUGUUCAACAGUGUAAAGUUGCAAAUCAAAUCUCAGUAUUUGAUCCUUCCAUUCAUAGGCUUUGUGUUUUGGUUUUUGUAGUCAAGACUGGAAGUAAGAUCUAGACUGCAUGGUUGAAACCCAUCAGUUUUAUUUACUAUUAGGUCAAUAAGAUCCUGUUUUAAAUGCUAAUGUACACCUUGAAUAGU
Molecule: messenger RNA, 2165 nt
Organism: Malania oleifera
Lineage: Eukaryota; Viridiplantae; Streptophyta; Magnoliopsida; Santalales; Ximeniaceae
Product: amino acid transporter AVT1A
Exons: 13
Coding region: 50-1663 (537 amino acids)
Cellular component (GO): plasma membrane
Source: RefSeq, a predicted model, not a curated record